Molecule: messenger RNA, 954 nt
Organism: Pleuronectes platessa (European plaice)
Lineage: Eukaryota; Metazoa; Chordata; Actinopteri; Pleuronectiformes; Pleuronectidae
Product: olfactory receptor 6N1-like
Exons: 1
Coding region: 1-954 (317 amino acids)
Biological process (GO): G protein-coupled receptor signaling pathway
Cellular component (GO): membrane
Molecular function (GO): olfactory receptor activity; G protein-coupled receptor activity
Source: RefSeq, a predicted model, not a curated record
AUGGAAAACCAUACUAAUCCCCCUUAUUUCAACCUCACCAUGUUUGUUAACUUAGGCAGCUACCGCUACCCGACAUUCGUCUUGUGUUUCUUGCUGUAUGCGUUUAUUGUCUCAGCUAAUCUGGUCAUAAUACUGGCAAUAUCACAGGAGAAGAAAUUACAUGAGCCCAUGUAUAUUUUCAUCAUGUGCCUCUCUAUUAACUCUAUGUACGGCUCUGCUGGCUUCUUCCUCAGAUUUCUCAGAGACCUUUUGUCUGAUACUCAUAUGAUCUCACGGUUGGCAUGUUUCACUCAGGUCUACAUCAUUUACUCCUAUGCAUCCUAUGAGCUCACCAUUUUAGGCAUCAUGGCAUAUGAUCGAUAUGUCGCUGUAUGUCAACCUUUGCACUACCACAACAAAAUAACCUUGAAGGUGGUGUCUAAGCUGAUUGUGGUAGCGUGGAUCUAUCCGUCCAUUGCUGUUGCAGUUUGUCUUUAUCUGUCCUUCAGGCUUCCUUUGUGUGGCAUUAAGAUACCAAAGGUGUUUUGUGCAAACUGGCCUAUCGUAAAACUGUCAUGUGUUGCUACUCUGAUCAAUAACCUUAUUGGAAUGCUUUUGACUACAUGCACAAUAUUCCUUCCCCUGGCUUUUGUCCUGUUUACAUAUGUACGGAUCUUUUUGGUGUGUAGAAAACGUAGUUUAAAAUUCAAGGGCAAAGUACUACAAAGCUGUGUGCCACACAUUGUUACAUUUGUCAGUUAUUCCAUCACUAUGUUUUGUGACAUUUCCCUGAGCAGAAUUAAUGUUGAAGAGCUGAAUCCAUUUCUAGGUGUAAUUCUGUCACUUGAGGUUGUUGUGGUUCCUCCGAUUCUGAAUCCUCUUGUGUAUGGCCUGAAGUUACCAGAAAUUAGAAAAACGAUAUCCAGAAUGCUCUCCUGCUCAAAACAUGACAAAAAAGCUAAACCUUCGAAAUAA